This is a messenger RNA of Neohortaea acidophila, 1110 nucleotides long. RefSeq lists its product as uncharacterized. NCBI's taxonomy places the organism in Eukaryota, Fungi, Ascomycota, Dothideomycetes, Mycosphaerellales, Teratosphaeriaceae. The transcript has a single exon. The coding region runs from base 1 to 1110 and encodes 369 amino acids. The record is from RefSeq and is a predicted model, not a curated record.
AUGGAACAAUUCAACAAGAACAAUCCCUCCACCCCCCAUGGCCGAGAGGGCAGCCUGUCUUCCCUUUCAUCCUCCAUCAACGACUCCGCCUACUCCAGCCCCAGCGCAGGCGCCGCGCCCAUUCGCUCCCGCGCGCCCUCCUACACUCCUUCCUACAUGAACGCCCAGGUCCCCAUACGGAAACCCGUCGGCGCUCAACAGCCCAAUCGCAUCCCCAGCGGACUCGCCGGGAGCACCAUGCCUCCUACCAACCAACCCGCAGUCGCAACUCCUCCUCCUCCACCACCACCACCUCCACCCGCCUCGAAAGGCACUCUCCUCCUCGCCAUCGCCACCACCCCUCAUCCAUCGACCCGCUUUUUCCUGCGGUCAAUGCUGAUCCGACGGCUGUACAAACAAAUCGUGGUGCUGGGAAACGCCGCCUACGAAACACAACUCAAGCAACUCAAGAUUGAAAUAUACUCAAUAUUGGGCAAUCUCGGGCAAGAGGUCGCGAUUCAAAUGGCACUACGACCUAAUCUCGACGAGGCUGAAAUCUACACCGUCAUCUCCAAAGCCGUGGCGGACGGCGAGGCCGUGUACGGCGUGCUGUGCAGUCCUGCCUAUUCCUUCACCCCCAGGCAGGCAGCGAGCAGCGCUAGCGUCAUGAACAUUGACCAGGCGGCGCUGGAGGCCUCGUUCAAGACGGGCGUCGCCUUUUUGCAGAGCGUGGCGAAGCAAGCUAUUCCCAAUUUCCGCGCUGCGGCACAGGAUUCGAAAGUGCAGCAAUCGGGUUUGUUUUUGGUUACGGGGCUCGCGAAUGAGACGGAAGGCGACGAUUCCCACCUUGCACUCAUCAACAGUGCCGCGUGCAGAUCAGUCAUGACGCUGUUGGUCGAGGCUGCAAGUGGGAGGGGCCUAACGAUUGACUACGCGGAAAAUCUGCUUUUGCCGGAGCCGGAGCCCGUGGUUGUGGAGGCCGAGGAGGAGAAGGUGGUGAACGGUGUUGCUAAGCCUGCGCCGUUGAACGUGAGGAAGGCUGCUGCCGCCACAGCCGCGAAUGGCUAUGCGGAGCCUGAGUCGCCGACGCGAUUGUGGGCGCUCUAUAGCGAGAUGGGCGCCGCCGAGUGA